CAGUGAUGAAACUGAAGCUGGGGGAGUGAGCGCAGUGAGCAGAGUGUGUCACAGUGUCAGUGUUUCAGUGGGCUAGAGAAGCUCAGGACCCCCUAAACCACAGCUUUACCGGACUGUCUAACGCAGAGGAGCGUGUGAAAUGAUUGGUAUAGAUCUGUGACUGGAGACGGAUUAAUCAGCCAACAUGACGGUGGAUUUUGAGGAAUGUAUCAAAGAUUCACCCCGAUUCAGGGCGAAUAUCGACGAGGUGGAGACAGAUGUGGUCGAUGUCGAGGCCAAACUGGACAAGCUGGUGAAGCUGUGCAGUGGGAUGAUCGAGGCUGGCCGGGCGUACGCCAGUGCCAAUAAACUCUUCAUCAAUGGCAUUCGGGACCUGUCUCAGCACUGCAAGGAGGAAAUGAUUUCUGAGUGUCUGGAGAAAUGUGGAGAGAGCCUUCAGGAACUCGUCAACUACCACAUGAUUCUGUUUGAUCAGGCCCAAAGAUCCAUAAAGCAGCAGCUGCACACUUUCGUCAAAGAGGAUGUGAGGAAGUUUAAGGAGACGAAGAAGCAGUUUGAUAAGGUGCGUGAGGAUAUGGAGAUUGCGCAGGUGAAGAACGCUCAGGCUCCCCGCAACAAACCGCACGAGGUGGAGGAGGCCAGCAGCGCUCUUGUCGUGACCCGGAAGUGCUUCCGACACCUCGCCCUCGAUUACGUCUUACAGAUCAACGUUUUACAGGCCAAAAAGAAGUUUGAGAUCCUCGACUCUAUUCUUUCAUUCAUGCAAGCACAGUACACACUGUUCCAGCAGGGCUACACCAUCCUGGAUGAGCUGGAUCCCUACAUGAAGAAACUGGCGGCCGAGCUGGAUCAGCUGGUGAUUGACUCGGCCAUGGAGAAGAGGGUGAUGGAGCACCAGCAUGCCAUCAUCCAGCAGCGGACAUUGAUGCAGGACUUUGCCUAUGACGACUCGAAGGUGGAGUUUAACGUAGACGCCCCAAAUGGAGUGGUGAUGGAGGGAUAUCUCUUCAAGAGGGCCAGUAAUGCUUUCAAGACAUGGAACAGGCGAUGGUUUUCAAUACAGAACAGCCAGCUUGUGUAUCAGAAGAGAUUAAAGGAUGCUCUGACAGUAGUGGUAGAGGACUUGAGGCUUUGCUCAGUCAAACCUUGCGAGGAUAUAGAAAGGAGGUUCUGCUUUGAAGUGGUGUCCCCUACAAAGAGCUGCAUGUUGCAGGCUGAGUCAGAGAAGCUGCGUCAGGCCUGGAUUCAGGCUGUUCAGGCCAGCAUUGCCUCAGCGUACAGAGAGAUCACAGACAACUACUACAUAGAGCGUUUGGACAGAACAGCAUCUCCCUCCACCAGCAGCAUAGACUCAGCCAGUGAGCCACGGGAGAGGAGCGUGAGGGGGGAGACGCUGCUGCAGAGGGUUCAGUCUGUACCUGGAAACGAGCUGUGCUGCGACUGCGGGCAGUCCGACCCACGCUGGGCCAGCAUCAACUUUGGUAUUCUGCUGUGCAUCGAGUGCUCUGGCAUCCACAGGAGUUUAGGUGUUCACUGCUCAAAGGUGCGCUCUUUAACGCUGGACUCUUGGGAACCUGAACUAAUAAAGCUAAUGUGUGAGCUUGGAAACACAGUAAUAAAUCACAUCUAUGAAGGAGCCUGUGAAGAAAGAGGGCUGAAAAAGCCUGGCCCAAACAGCUCCAGGCAAGAGAAGGAGGCCUGGAUCAAAGCAAAGUACGUGGAGAGGAAUUUUCUGAAGAAGAUGUGUGGUGCUGAGGCACUGGUGGAGGGGGGCAGGAAGUCACAUCACUGGCGCGUGAAAAAGUGCAGAAGGAACCACAGCUCAGUCAGCGCACCCAAAGCCCGGCGGAAAUACAGGCACGAUGGAGGGAGCGUGUCGCCAGGCAACCUAUCUGCAGCUGCUGCAGCUGCCAAGUUCCGCAGAGAGUCACUAUUCUGUCCAGAUGAACUUGACUCGCUCUUCUCCUACUUUGACACAGGCUCUGGGCCUCGCAGUCUCAGCAGCGACAGUGGCCUGGGCGGCAGUACGGACGGCAGCACAGACAUCCUGGUGUUUGGCUCAGUGGUGGACAGCGUCACUGAGGAGGAAUGUGAGGACUCUGAGGAGUCCAGUGAGGAGGUGGAAAUCGAGCAGGAGGCAUCAGAUCCAGAGGAUUUGCGGGAGCUGCAUCCCGGAGCCCUGCUCUACAAGGCCUCACGGGCCCGCAACCUACCCGUCAUGGCCGAAGCACUAGCGCACGGAGCAGACGUUAACUUGGUCAGCGAUGAGGACGAGAGCAAGAGCCCCUUAAUACAGGCUGUGUCAGGGGGUUCUUUGAUAGCCUGUGAGUUUCUUCUGCAAAACGGAGCCGAUGUCAAUCAGAGAGAUGCGAGAGGACGGGGUCCUCUUCACCACGCCACAUGUCUAGGCCACACUGGGCAAGUGUGUCUGUUCCUGAAGCGAGGGGCCUCUCAGACAGAGGUGGACGAGGACGGACAGGACCCUUUGACCGUCGCUGUGCAGGCAGCGAACGCAGACAUUGUUACACUGUUGCGGUUGGCCCGGAUGAAUGAGGAGAUGCGUGAGGCGGACGGACCCCUCGGCCAGCCAGGUCAAUACCCCGGCAGCAGCCCCACUGAACAGCAGUACAAGAAGUGCAUUCAGGAGUUUAUCUGCCUUACUAUAGACGAGUGUUAAGUAGGCAGAGUUAGGGCUGAGGCAGGGGGUGGGACCCUGUAUUUCCUGUAGCGGUCAGCCUCUGUCUCAUUUGGGAACAACAAUAAUAAUAUCUUCGGUCACAUUCCUGAUUCCUGAUAGAUCCCGAUAGUGCUGUCCCAGAUGACUCGUUCACGUUCACAGGACUAGCCCUCAUAACAAACAGUUUCCAGUGUCCCAACAGCAUUUAGAAAACUUUGUGAAACUGGUGUAGCUAUCAUUUAUUGCUGUAGUAGCGACAGGGCGUUCAGGGUGGCUAACGCGAUACGCCAGGCAUCACUGAAGCACCACUGAUUAGCGUAGAGUGGGCGUGGAAUGAUGCUAGUCAAGCUGAAAUCAGGACAGUACAGUAGCGGGAUCACAUAGGAACUGCUAAAUCUCGUAAAAUCCCGUCAAAUCUCGUAGGAGGGAGUCGUAAAUAGUUCGGUACGCUUGUGAGCGGAUGCAUCCAGCCGGAACGACGUUGUUGUUGUAGUGUUAUUUAGUCAUCAUGUACAAAUACGAACGACUGUGUGCACUUUUCCUACCGACAGUAUUUUAUUUGUUCAUGUUUUUUUUCUUUAUUACAUUGUUACUCUGCCUUGAGUGUGUUUUCAUUGUGUGUGUGUGUGUGUUUUUUUUUUUUGUUUCUUGUUUUUUUAAUUUAUGAUUUUCCGCCCGGAGGACUUGUGCAAUGUUAACUGGAAUACGGAAGAAAAUUCGUAUCCAUAUACAUACUUUUUUUUUAUUCGCUAUAUUCGUACGUAGCUAUUUCAGUUUUACUAACUGGAAUCUCUUUCUCUCUUUGGCCUCGCAUUAAUUAGCUCAUUUAUAGCUCUUUCAUUAAAAUCUGCUAGCUGAUUGGCCAGUUUUCCACCCCUCCAAGCCCCGCCCCAACCCCAUUCCUAAUUUCCCGAUUUAAGUUCCUCAUACAGUUGAAUUACGGGUCUUUUCAAGCCCUUUAAAGUUUUAGAAAGUUUUAGUUCAACUAAAUUAUUUAUAGAAGCUAUAUAAUAAUUGUAUGUUUUAUAUAUUUGUACAUGUAUGUAUCCCCAGUUCCCCAAAUUUCUUGUAACGUGAUUUAUUUUUCCAAGUUAUGAGCUUUUUGUCCGGAGCUUUCAUCAAGAUCAAUUGCUUUGAAGUCGGUGUUGUGUAAAGUUUCCGCAUGCGUGCUGUUCGUGCUCGCGAGCAUGAUCCCUUGCGCCAACCAGCCGACUGUAUAGUCGUUUUAUAAAAAUGCAUGACUUUCUCACAACAUCUGAUGUCGGAAGCGACCCACAAUGGAACUCUGGGAGCUGAUCGAUGUGUUUCCGUGUGUCCGCAUGAACUUCGUUAACCCAGUUUCAGCUCUUGGACGAGAACGUUAAGCGAUCAAUAGAAGUGGUUAUGUAGGUGUUACGUCAUGAUGGCUAAUUGAAUGCAUUCCAGCUGAACAGAGUUGAGCAUGUUUAAAGAAGGUUUUUAGGAGCUGCAAGGGAUAAACUACACUUUAUGGACAAAAGUGUUGGGACACACCUCUUAAUCGUUGAAUUUAGUUGUUUCCUGCAGUCCAUUUUUUUGACAAAGCAGGUGUAUAAAAUGAAGCCCCCAUCUAUGUAGUCUGCCUUUUCGAGCAGUAGUGAAAGAAUGGUUUGUUCUAAAAAGCUCAAUAAACAGUGGUCAACUUUCAUUCUGAUGGAAGCCAACACAGGUGUCUGUUGGCUAAUGUAUCAGAGCUGGGUAUCCGACACUUUCCUCAGAGCGUGUUGGCUGCAAGUGUAAUGUGUAAUAUAUAGGUGUCCCAAUACGUCUGUCCAUAAAUGUGUGUAUAGAAAUGGACAAAAACACUUUAUUUUCAAAAAAGGGAUAAAGGUGCAUGUUGUCGCUGUUCUAAUGAAACCAUGUUUCUCUAAAAUGGUUUUCCGUAUGUUUUUUUAAAAAUACAUGUUAAUGUAAAAAUAAUACAAAAUAGACAAGGUAUUAUCAUGACACUGUGACAAUAUGCAUUUUUGAUCCCAAAUUAGAAACAGAAAGUUCAAUCAUGCACUGUUUACACUUGGUCACUUCAAGCCUCUUAAAAAUGCACGCAAGCGUAAAAUGCACCCAAGACUUAAAAUAAAUAAUUUAGGAGAUGGUCUGAUACACAUUUUUAGGCCAUGUGUUAUAAACACAUUGUAAAUGCAUCAGUCAGACACAUUUCACCACCAUUAUUUUUCCCAGUACAAUAAAAUAAUAAUGCAGUAAUAUUCACCCCAACAAGUAAAGUAAAUUCACAUAUUUAAAUAAAUUCCGGAGAUGCAUAUGAUAUCCAAGUGUAAACACACAUGGCGAAAAUCUGAUGAGAAUUCAAUCCAUAUACAAAUUACUUGUAGUGCCCUGGUGUAAAUGCUGUCUUGUUUGAGGCCCAUUCAGUACAAAACUGGCCAGUGUUGAGUUUUUAGGUUUGUGUUUAACGUGGAACUGUAAAAUGCUUUUGAAUAACUGUCGUAAAAACAGCACAUGGACUGUUCUUGAAGGCUUGUGCUCGGCAUUCGGUUAAGGAUUUGUCUCUGUUCUGUUUUUUCAUACUGUUGGAUAUUUGGAGACGUCCUUGUUCUAUUUCCUUAACUGAAAUCAACAAAGGAACUUGUUUGUCUUAUAAAACACUGAAGAAAAAAAACAGCUUAAAGAAUAAAACUACAAUGCUCUUGAACUCUUCAA
Astyanax mexicanus (Mexican tetra) is the source of this 5353-nucleotide messenger RNA. It is a transcript of the gene acap3b, whose product is annotated as ArfGAP with coiled-coil, ankyrin repeat and PH domains 3b. Lineage: Eukaryota; Metazoa; Chordata; Actinopteri; Characiformes; Acestrorhamphidae. Gene Ontology annotation, cellular component: cytoplasm. Bases 185 to 2677 code for a protein of 830 amino acids. The transcript is spliced from 24 exons. Gene Ontology annotation, molecular function: GTPase activator activity; protein binding. The record is from RefSeq and is a predicted model, not a curated record.